CGGGGCCGCAGUGGAGUCGGGGCGCUUCUGCUCUUCAGCCGCUGUGCACUGAGUCCAGAGGCAACGCUGGGAGAGUCCCCUCGACGCUCGGUCCCGAAAACGUGAUCAGGACCACCGGCUCAAAGCAGAGGCAGCUGCGUAGUCUAGCGGAAGCUGGUGGUACGGGAGUGCGGCCGAAGUCUGAGCUCUGCAGGCGGGAAGCACCCGGGAUAGGGGAAGCCCCAGGAGCAGCGGAGCUGCGCCUCCCUUACCCGAGGGGCCGCGGCGACGGUCGCGGGGCGCGGCGCCACAGCGCGCGACCCAGGCCGGUAUUGCAAACAGGCUGCCCAGGCUCCUCCUCCACCCGGGCCGCCUACCUGCGGACAGCGCUACGCCGCCUCUGCCGGUGUUGGAGGCACCUGCGCCGCCUUGCUCUCUGGUCUCCGCCCCUCGCCCCUCAGCGCCAGGCCCGGGCGGCGCACCUGGACGCGCGGGGCUGCGGGAGCCAGGGUUCGGGGCGCGCGGCGUCCUCGCGAGGACGCAGGUGGAGCGGGCGCGACUUCGUGGAAUCCGGCGCCGGCCGCUGCAGUCGUCCGGGUCGCUCCGGGUCCCGGGAACCUGGCCGUCUGCGCCCGCUCCUGGGGAGGAGCCGCCGCCGGCUGGGCACCAUGAACAGCAGCAGCUCUCACAUCACCUACGCCAGUCGCAAGCGGCGGAAGCCGGUGCAGAAAACUGUCAAGCCAAUCCCACCUGAAGGAAUCAAGUCCAAUCCUUCCAAGCGACAUAGAGACCGGCUUAAUACAGAGUUGGACCGUUUGGCUAGCCUGCUGCCUUUUCCACAAGAUGUUAUUAAUAAGCUGGACAAACUUUCAGUUCUCAGGCUCAGUGUCAGUUACCUAAGAGCCAAGAGCUUCUUUGAUGUUGCAUUACAGGCCUCCCCAGCUGACAGAAAUGGAAUUCAGGAAAACUGUAGAACAAAAUUCAGAGAAGGCCUGAGUCUGCAAGAAGGAGAAUUCUUAUUACAGGCUCUGAAUGGCUUCGUGCUGGUUGUCACUACAGAUGCUUUGGUCUUUUAUGCUUCUUCUACUAUACAAGAUUACUUAGGGUUCCAGCAGUCUGAUGUCAUACACCAGAGUGUGUAUGAACUUAUUCACACUGAAGAUCGACCUGAAUUUCAGCGUCAGCUGCACUGGACAUUAAACCCUACGCAGUGUGCAGACUCUGGACAAAGAAUUGAUGAAGCUAAUGGCCUCCCGCAGCCAGCAGUCUGUUAUAACCCGGACCAGCUUCCUCCAGAAAACUCUUCCUUUAUGGAGAGGAGCUUCGUGUGCCGACUAAGGUGUCUCCUGGAUAAUUCAUCUGGUUUCCUGGCAAUGAAUUUCCAGGGGAGGUUAAAGUAUCUUCACGGACAGAACAAGAAAGGCAAAGAUGGGUCAAUCCUUCCACCUCAGUUGGCUUUGUUUGCAAUAGCUACUCCACUGCAGCCACCCUCCAUACUUGAAAUUCGAACCAAAAACUUCAUCUUUAGAACCAAACACAAAUUGGACUUUACACCUACUGGUUGUGAUGCCAAAGGAAGACUUGUUUUAGGCUACACUGAAGCAGAGUUGUGCAUGAGAGGAUCAGGAUAUCAAUUUAUUCAUGCUGCUGAUAUGCUUUAUUGUGCAGAGUACCAUAUCCGGAUGAUUAAGACUGGAGAAAGUGGCAUGAUAGUAUUCAGGCUUCUCACCAAAGACAAUCGAUGGACCUGGGUUCAGUCUAAUGCACGCUUAGUGUAUAAAAAUGGAAGACCAGAUUAUAUCAUUGCAACUCAGAGACCACUGACAGAUGAAGAAGGAACAGACCAUUUACGAAAACGAACUAUGAAGUUGCCUUUUAUGUUUACUUCUGGAGAAGCUGUGUUAUACCAGGUAAACAACCCUUUUCCUCCCAUGAUGGAUCCCUUACCAGUGAGGACUAAAACUACUGCUUGUGGAAGAGAGUCUGCUACCACAUCAACUCUAAAUAAGGAAUCUUUCAAUCCCAAUUCCCUCCUGGGUGCCAUGAUGCAACAAGAUGAGUCUAUUUAUCUCUAUCCUGCUUCCAGUAACACAGCUUUUGAAAGAAAUCUUUUUAACAAACCUAUGAAUGAAUGCAGUAAUUGGCAAGACAGUAUGGCACCAGUGGGAAAUAACAGUAUCCUGAAACACGAGCAAAUAGGUCAGUCUCAGGACAUGAACCCAGCAAUCUCUGGAGGUCAAUCAGGGCCCUUUGCAGACAACAGAAAUAGUGACUUGUACAGCAUUAUGAAACACCUAGGCAUUGAUUUUGAAGAUAUCAAAGACAUGCAACAGAAUGAGGAAUUUUUCAGAACUGACUUUUCUGGUGAGGAUGACUUCAGAGAUAUUGACCUCACAGAUGAAAUCCUGACAUAUGUCCAAGAUUCUUUAAGCAAGCCUGCCUUCCAGUGUCCCGGUUACCAGCAGCAACAGGCCAUGGCUGUGAACUCAAGUUGUAUGGUACAGGAGCACCUGCAGCUAGAACAGCAGCAGCAGCAGCAGCUGCAGCACCAGCAAAACCUCGUAGCAUCGGAGCAGCAGCAACAACUGUGUCAGAAAAUGCAGCAUAUGCAAGUUAAUGGCAUGUUUGCCAAUUGGAGCCCUAACCAGUCUGUGCCUUUUGGUUGUCCGCAGCAAGAGCUACAGCAGUAUAAUGUCCUUUCAGACUUACCUGGGACCAGUCAAGAGUGUCCCUACAAAUCUGAGACGGAUGCUAUGCCUUAUACACACAACUUUAUCCCCUGUGAUCAGUCUGUGCUACCACAACAUUCCCAGGGGCCACAGUUAGACUUUCCCUUAGGGACCUUCGAACCAUCCCCGUACCCUACUACUUCUAAUUUAGAAGAUUUCUUCACGUGUUUACAAGCUCCUGAGAACCGAACACACGGACUUACUCCAGAGCCGCCCAUAGUAACUCCUCAGACGUGUUAUGCCGGGGCUGUGUCCAUGUACCAGUGCGAGCCGGAACCUCCGCACGGCCACGAGGCCCAGAUGCAGUACAAUCCAACCAUGCCGGACCCACAGGCAUUUUUAAACAAGUUUCAGAAUGGAGGAGUUUUAAAUGAAACCUAUCCAGCUGAAUUAAAUAAUAUAAAUAACACUCAGACUCCCACACACCUUCAGCCCCUUCAUCACACGUCAGAAUCCAGACCUUUCCCCGAUUUGACAUCCAGUGGAUUCCUGUAAUGCCGAGCCCAUUUUCACCAUGGAUGAAAGAAGAUUACAGAAUAAUAGAACUAUCAGUGUUGGACAUCAGCAACUUUACAUGGAGGCAUUGAUGUAUGUUGUUCGCACUAUUAUUCCAAACCAAAUUUUAAUGUUUUUAAGAGUUAAAAAAAAUUACCAAAACUACAUAUACUAUAGUCAUUAAAAAAGAAAGUGUACUGCCAGAGAGAGGGAGAUGCUAUCUUUGUUUCACUUUAUAGUCUGAGUACUAGAGAAUACACAAAAUUUAUUCAGGGGAACUUUAUGACACUUUUAAAUAAAAAAUUUCUGUCAGAAAAAAAUGGAAUACUUCUGAGUUUUCAACUUAUCUAUUCUUAUUAGUACACCAAAUAACAAACUAUUUCCUUUUAUCUUCUGCUUUUAUCUCAGAUGUUAAAAUAAGUGGUUUGGUGCUUUUAUAAAAAGAUAAUCUCAGUGCUUUCCUCCUUUGUUGUGUAAGUGCCUCACAAUUUUUUAUACCUAUAACACUGUAGGAUGUAUAUUUGAUAGAAAGUAAACUUUUUAAUAACUUUCUGCACACAAAUGUUAUUUGUAUUUCUUAAAUUCAGUCCUUUGUAUUAGUCCAGGCAUGUUUUAACUGCACUACUCACCCACUUUCUUCAGGAAAAGGGCAAGUUAUGAUUGAAAAAAUAUUUAUUACCUAGUUGCUUCUACAUAUUAAAUGUUGCUAUGUGCCUUACGUUGAAAAAUUUUGAAAGUAAAAUGUCUUUCCAAAUUAUUUUUUGAUCAUCAAAUAAAGACUGCAGCACUAAAAUGUCAACAGUGUUUUCGGGAGAAAGAGAUACACUGCAGCUUACCUUUACUGAAAUCUCCACCAUGGUGGUUCAGUGUUGCAGGUGUGCAAAGAUCUGCUUGAAUGGGACCGUGUUUAUCAACUUGCAACGAGGAGGAAGUAGAUUUCUAGCUCUUUAAUCACCAUUUCACUGUGUAUAAAUUCUUUCAAAACUACUUUAGACCUAGAAUGAACUUUAAGGUAGAAUAUGUUGACUUUAUAACUUUCACUUACUAGUACAGUGGAAACUAUUUGUUUUUUCUCAUAUUUGAGGAGCGUGAAGUUUGAACCUGGCAAUGUUUGAUGCAAAGUAUUGUUAUGAGUGACACGAUUGGUGCAUUUAUAUAGUUUAUAAUGAACAAAAUUAUAUUUAAAGUAUUUUCAAGCUUUCUUUUGAAAAUAGUCUAUACCUUAUAUAUGCACGUAAUUUGAGUCUUACAUAUAUUCUUGCGUCUUUUCAAAAUAUCAAAUAAUGAAUCCAACUGCUUUUACUUUGGUCUUAAGACACCCAUGCCAUUCUCUUAACUUCAAACAUUACAUUGUUUCUAGGAUACAAUGGCCUUUAUUACUGGGAAGGCAAAUGAUCCCCCUGCUAACUUUACUGUCCUCAGGUAAUUUUUAAAAAAGACUCAUUUAUUUAAAUGUGACAUCUGAAGGGCAGGCACAUUUUUCAUGUAUUCUAUAAAAAACAUGACGGAAUCUUAAACCAAGGUAUAGUAUUAAAAUGCACUAUUUUCACUUAAUUUUUUUUUUUAGUAAAUUAAUGUAUAUCAAAGUGGCUUCAGAAAAAAUAUGUCAGUUCUAUGAAUUUUCAGUUCAUACUUUGAAUCCAUAGAAUCAACUUAAGGAAAAAAACCAAUUUGUCUAAAACACUUCAUAAUUUGUUUCCAGUAUGAGGUAUCACUAGAGAUUUAGACCAGUGGUCUGGCUUAAUAUUCCAUUUUUACAUUUAAGCUUUUCAUUAAAAGCCUUCACAAUAACCAUUUUUGUUAGUGUCUUCCACAUGCCGUUGGGUGAAUUAUUUAGUGGAAAAAUAGGCUUUUUAAAGUGUGAAUAGAAUGACAGUUCUACACUUACAAAAUUAAAAACUUUUAAAGCAAUAUUGUAUAUUUUUAUCUAUAUAAAAUAAAAUGUAUCUAAGAAUAAUAAAAUCACAUUAAACCAAAUACACAUUUGUCUGUAUUGCUAAGUGCCAAACAGAGAAUGCUCCGUGUGCUGGUCUAAUGAGGGACUCAUUUCUUAGAUAAUGUGCACUUCUGAGUAUGUGGGUAUGUCUAAUUUGAACUUUUCCUAAACCGAGUUGUUCUUCCGGUACCAGGAGAUUUGCCUGUGUUCCAGUGUAUGAGGAAGCUUUCAUUCAUUACUCCACACCGACUAGCGUUUUUCAGUAUUACUAAAUUUUUGGUAGAUGUUUUCAUGACUUUUUUCUUCAAAAUAUUACUGCAUACCUAUGUCAUACAUAUUUUGUUCAAACUAUGAUUUAUAAUAUCCUUAUCAAACAAAAUUGUAUACAAUAAUAUAUGGUAAUAAAAUCAAGUAUGAAUAA
Molecule: messenger RNA, 5560 nt
Organism: Acinonyx jubatus (cheetah)
Lineage: Eukaryota; Metazoa; Chordata; Mammalia; Carnivora; Felidae
Gene: AHR
Product: aryl hydrocarbon receptor
Exons: 11
Coding region: 648-3203 (851 amino acids)
Biological process (GO): regulation of transcription by RNA polymerase II
Cellular component (GO): aryl hydrocarbon receptor complex; nucleus
Molecular function (GO): protein dimerization activity; transcription cis-regulatory region binding; nuclear receptor activity
Source: RefSeq, a predicted model, not a curated record